GAUUCUCCUGCAAAACAAUCCUUCUAGUGUUCAUGUAUUCCCAACAGCCUGAUUUGGUCUUACAUCUCUAAAUAUUAGUUGAAAACUUACAUUGAUCGUCUAAUUAUUUAUUAGUAGAUUUCAAAUAUACAUUGCAGUUAAUAUAUUUGAAAAUGUUCUUUUAAGUUAGAAAUAACGAAAGCUUUCGGAAUGGAUUAACUACAUAAAGAAUAAACACGGAAUCUACAAUAUCUGUAGGUUAGAAUCUGAUAAUGUUGGUCAACUUUUCCAGUGUCAUUUGCUUAAAAUAGAAAGACAUAAGUCAAAGGAACAACCAAUCUUGUGAGUUGUCUAAAAGACUUGUGUUGUGUCCAGAAAAACAAACACUGUCAGUUUCCUAUCUCUCUCUCCUCAAUGUUAUUUAUAAAUCUUUUUUAUUUCUUGUUUUUUCAGUUGUAACUUACACCGUAAAUCACCAAAGUUACCGCUUCUCUUCUUUUGUUGCUUAUCCCUCUUUGUCAUCAUUUCUAACAGAGGAAACUGUAAAUAAAAGAGGAUCAGAAAAUAUUUUCACCAAGGCCAACUUUGAGAGAGAACACAAAACAUAUGAUCCUGUACGGAGUAGGAACAGGGAAUGAUGGUGGAUCUACCAAUCACAUAUCAGACGGAGGAGGAAGAGUUGCACUAAAGAAAGGGCCAUGGACGGCGGCAGAAGAUGAGAUACUUGCGGCGUACGUUAGAGAGAACGGUGAAGGAAAUUGGAACGCCCUUCAAAAACAUACAUGCCUUGCUCGUUGCGGUAAAAGCUGCCGUCUCCGUUGGGCCAAUCACCUCCGGCCUAAUCUCAAAAAAGGCUCUUUCACAGGUGACGAAGAACGUCUCAUUAUCCAGCUUCAUGCUCAGCUUGGCAACAAAUGGGCUCGUAUGGCCGCUCAGUUACCUGGACGAACAGAUAAUGAGAUCAAAAACUAUUGGAACACGAGAUUGAAACGCCUUCAACGCCAAGGACUUCCUCUUUACCCUCCAGAUGUCAUCCCUAAUCAUCAGCUCCAUCCACAUCCACAACAUCAACAUCAACAGCAAAAUCAACAUCAACAAAUGUAUUUCCAUCCACACUCAUCACAGCCCAACACACCAUCAUCUUCUCCUCUUCCAUCUCCAACACAACUAAACGCUAAUCCCUCAUCAUCUUUCACUUUUCAUACCACAAACGCAUCAACCGCUAAUCUCCUCCAUCCUCUAAGCCCUCACACUCCAACCACACCGCAAACGCCUUCUCAGCUCUCUUCCAGGCCACCUCCACAGCCACUUUCAUCUCCUUUAUCUUCCCCUCUCAACAACCAAUACCCGACUCUUCCUCUUUUCAACAACAAUAACAAUAAUACUAACUUUACUUUCCCUAGACCUCCACCUCUCCUCCAACCGCCUUCAUCGCUCCUUGCCAGACGCUACAACAAUUCUAACACUCCUCUCAAUUACACCAACCGUGUUUCAACCGCACCAUUUUCUCCUGUUUCAAGAGACUCUUACACUUCCUUUCUGACAUUACCUUAUUCUUCCUCUGCUGCUCCAAACACUCAACCCAUUACUUACCACACUAACAAUAAUUAUUCAUCGUUCUCAUUAAACCCUUCAUCUUCGUCAUAUCCUACAACAACUUCUUCCCCAAGCUUUCUUCACUCCCACUACACUCCUAAUUCUUCUUCCACCUCCUUUCAUACCAACCCGGGUUACUCCAUGAAGCAAGACCUCCCUUCAAACCAAAUCCCUCAGAUAUGUGCUUUUAAUAAUGUCAACAACUUCAUAGACAAUGAGAAAGGUCUUCACAGACGAAGUAUAAGCUGCAGCCUCUUAGAGGAUGUCAUGGAAGAGGCUGAGGCUCUAGACGGUGGAGGCGGGGGCCGACCUCCUAAAAGGAGACAACUAACAUAUUCUCCUCUAAACAAUCACCACAACAACAAUGACAAUGACUUCUUCUCAGUCACUUUUGGACAAUAUGAUUCCUCUGAAAAUAUAUGUUCCUUACAAGGUAAACUAAAACUGCAAAACUCUAGAAAUCUAAAUUUUAUUUUUCUCUGGAUACAGUUUUAAAUGUUUUUUUUUAUUGAAACACAGAUUUGAAACCAAAGGAAGGGGAGACUCUUGAAAUGAACACGAUGCAAGAGGACAUAGCUAAGCUUCUUGACUGGGGAAGUGAUAGUGGAGAGAUCUCUAAUGGACAGUCAUCUGCUGUCACUGAUGAGAAUCUAGUUCUUGAUGUUCAUCAGUUCGCUUCACUAUUUCCAGCGGAUUCCACACCUGCAGCAAACGACAACAAUGAUAAUAAUAACUUCUCAUGGGACGACUUGGAUUGAGUCAGCUGGAAAAAAGAUUAAAAAGAAUAUACGGACCAAGAUCAAGAAAAAGAUUGAUUUUAUUUUUAUC
Messenger RNA from Brassica napus (rape), 2403 nucleotides. RefSeq names its product transcription factor MYB120-like. NCBI's taxonomy places the organism in Eukaryota, Viridiplantae, Streptophyta, Magnoliopsida, Brassicales, Brassicaceae. The transcript has 2 exons. The record is from RefSeq and is a predicted model, not a curated record. The coding region runs from base 586 to 2070 and encodes 494 amino acids.